GUCUCAGUUAGAUACACCCAAAAGAAACUCUUUCAAGAACUACCGUGGUCAAAAACCGAUUUUUCUUAUUUUUUCCUUCGUUUUCAGGAACAAAAAAACUUGGGUUAAAAAAAAAAUCUGUUCUCUCACAGCACACACAGAUCAAAUCAAAGCGGCAGAUCGGUCAAUUAUGGCUUCCGUCAACGAACGUGAAAACUUCGUUUACAUCGCUAAACUCUCCGAGCAAGCCGAGCGCUACGACGAAAUGGUGGAUGCGAUGAAGAAAGUAGCGAAACUAGACGUGGAACUGACUGUUGAGGAGAGGAAUUUACUGUCUGUUGGUUAUAAGAAUGUGAUUGGUGCGGGGAGAGCUUCGUGGAGAAUAUUGUCGUCGAUUGAGCAAAAGGAGGAGGCCAAAGGAAAUGAAAGUAAUGUUAAAAGGAUUAAAGGAUAUAGAGAGAAAGUUGAGUCGGAGAUUUCGAACAUUUGUAGUGAUAUUAUGACUGUUAUUGAUGAACAUCUUAUUCCUUCGUGCAAUGCUUCGGAAUCUACUGUGUUUUACUAUAAGAUGAAAGGAGAUUAUUAUAGGUAUUUGGCUGAGUUCAAGAGUGGAAAUGAGAGGAAAGAGGUUGCUGAUAAAUCAAUGAAGGCCUAUGAGACCGCUUCUACUACAGCAGAAACUGAUUUGCCUCCUACCCAUCCCAUUCGCCUGGGUUUGGCCUUAAACUACUCAGUUUUCUACUAUGAAAUUUUGAAUUCUCCUGAAAGGGCCUGUCACCUUGCCAAGCAAGCUUUCGAUGAAGCCAUCUCCGAGUUGGAUAGUUUGAGUGAGGAAUCUUACAAAGAUAGCACAUUGAUCAUGCAGCUUCUGAGGGACAAUCUGACUUUGUGGACAUCUGAUAUCCCAGAGGAUGGAGAAGAGUCCCAGAAGCAUGACAAAGCUAAUGGUGUCGGUCCUGGCAUAGAUGCAGAAGUGUGAAACUAACCAACUGUGGUCAGUGAUUAUGGUGCGACAUGAGCAAAUUAGUUGACUUUAGGAACCCUUAAUUUCCAAGAAAAACCAGCGUCGAGUUGUUGUUGUUGUUGUUGUUGUGAUAAUGUUGUAUGUUUGGACUGCCAACUUUACUUUCUUCUUGAAAGCUUCUUAUCUCUGUUUGUUCACCAAAUCUGAAAACAUUGCAAAGGUUGUUUAGAAGGAAUUUCUUUUUGUUUCA
Molecule: messenger RNA, 1193 nt
Organism: Mercurialis annua (annual mercury)
Lineage: Eukaryota; Viridiplantae; Streptophyta; Magnoliopsida; Malpighiales; Euphorbiaceae
Product: 14-3-3-like protein C
Exons: 7
Coding region: 170-958 (262 amino acids)
Biological process (GO): signal transduction
Cellular component (GO): cytoplasm
Source: RefSeq, a predicted model, not a curated record